AUGGCGCAAACAUCACCAAAGAAACCCGUCAUCAUCGUCGGCUCCGGCCUGGCGGGCCUCGUCGCCGCUUUUGAGCUGGCCGAGCGCAACGUCCCCACCAUCAUCCUCGACCAGGAGAACCGCAACAACCUGGGCGGCCAGGCCUUUUGGUCGCUCGGCGGCGUCUUCAUGGUCGACUCGUCGCGCCAGCGCCGCAUGGGCAUCAAGGACUCGCGCGAGCUCGCCAUGCGCGACUGGUUCGACUCGGCCCAGUUUGACCGCGAGGUCGAGGACUACUGGCCGCGCAAGUGGGCCAAGGCCUUUGUCGACUUUGCCGCCGACGAGAUGGAGGCCUACGUCGGCGCCCGCGGCAUGGGCUUCCUCUUCAACGUCGGCUGGGCGGAGCGUGGCGCCGGCCUCGCCGACGGCCACGGCAACUCGGUGCCGCGCUUCCAUCUGACCUGGGGCACAGGCCCAGAGGUUGUCCGCGUCUUCAGGGACCCGGUCCUCGAGGCGGAGAAGAAGGGCAACGUUGAGUUUAAAUUCAGGCACCAGGUGGACGAGGUCAUUACCGACGACAAGGGCCGGGCUGUGGGUGUGCGCGGAAGCAUCCUCGAGGAAGACGACUCGGCGCGCGGCAUCAAGUCAUCGCGCAAGGUCAUCGACAGCUUUGAGAUUUAUGGCUCUUCUGUGCUCGUUUCUUCCGGCGGCAUCGGCGGAAAUGUUGAAGCUGUCAAGAAGGCCUGGCCCGUCGACCGCCUCGGACCCAAAGUUCCCGAACACUUUGUCGUCGGUGUCCCCGCCCACGUCGACGGUCGCAUGAUUGACAUUUCCGAGACGGCUGGCGCCAACGUCAUCAACCGCGACAGAAUGUGGCACUACACUGAAGGCGUGCAAAACUGGAACCCCAUCUGGCCAGGCCAUGGCAUCCGAAUCCUGCCAGCGCCGUCGUCUCUCUGGCUGGAUGCCACCGGCAAGCGACUCCCGCCUUUUCUCUUCCCCGGCAGCGACACACGCGCGACGCUCAAGCACAUCUGCAGCACCGGCUACGACUACACCUGGUUCAUCCUGGACCAGACCAUCAUUGCGCGCGAGUUUGCGCUGUCGGGCUCGGAGCAGAACCCCGACAUCACCAACAAGAGCAUCUGGCAGAUGCUGACCCAGCGCAUCUUCAGCAGCAAAGGCACGGUCCCGGUGCAAAACUUUCAAAAGCACGGCAAGGACUUUGUGGUGCGCGAGACGCUCGAGGAGCUUGUCGAGGGCAUGAACGUGCUCGCCAAGGAGCGCAACGGUCCGCCGCUCGACUUUGCCGCCGUCAAGGCGGUCGUGGAGGCGCGCGACAGCCAGUUCGACAACCCCUACAGCAAGGACGCGCAGGCCAUGCUCAUCAACAACGGCCGCAGCUACUGGCCCGACAAGCGCAGCCGCAUCGCGGUGCCGCAUCGCCUGCUCGACCCGGCGCACAAGCCGCUUAUUGCCGUGCGCAUGAACCUGCUCACGCGCAAGUCGCUGGGUGGCAUCGAGACGAAUCUCGACAGCAACGUGAUGCGCGCGGACAAGACGCCGUUUCCGGGUCUGUACGCGGCGGGCGAAGUGGCGGGCUUUGGUGGAGGUGGCGUGCAUGGCUACAACUCUCUCGAAGGCACGUUUGUGGGAGGAUGCAUCUUCUCGGGCCGUGCGGCUGGCAAGGCCAUGGCGGCCGAGUAUGAGAAGCCUUAG
Messenger RNA from Akanthomyces muscarius, 1698 nucleotides. RefSeq lists its product as uncharacterized. Bases 1 to 1698 code for a protein of 565 amino acids. Lineage: Eukaryota; Fungi; Ascomycota; Sordariomycetes; Hypocreales; Cordycipitaceae. The record is from RefSeq and is a predicted model, not a curated record. The transcript has a single exon. Gene Ontology annotation, molecular function: oxidoreductase activity, acting on the CH-CH group of donors.